This is a messenger RNA of Microstroma glucosiphilum, 1623 nucleotides long. RefSeq lists its product as hypothetical. Lineage: Eukaryota; Fungi; Basidiomycota; Exobasidiomycetes; Microstromatales; Microstromataceae. The transcript has 3 exons. Gene Ontology annotation, molecular function: LPPG:FO 2-phospho-L-lactate transferase activity. The record is from RefSeq and is a predicted model, not a curated record. The coding region runs from base 91 to 1554 and encodes 487 amino acids.
CCAAUGUAUUUACAGUUCGGACCUCUUACCUUGUUCCCGUCCUCAUCUUCCAUCGACAUCGACAUCGCCAUCUCCUCUGUGAGGUGAUUGAUGGAGCAGAGCGGCCCAGUGCAAGCGGGCGAUGCUUCAACUAGCAACGUGCCAUUAGGCCCCACGCUCAUCCUCUCGGGCGGGACGGGCUACAAUGACCUCGUCUCCGCAACACUACCUUCCCCAACAACGUAUGUCCUCCCGAUAAGCGAUAAUGGAGGUUCCUCUUCGGAGAUUAUACGCUGCUUCGGAGGUCCAAGCAUUGGAGAUAUCCGGAGCAGACUUGUCAGACUCAUCCCUUCCGAGGUCACGAGCAAUGGCGAUGCAACUGGGACCGGAGGAAACGAGGCGCUGCGGAAUCUCUUGAGCUAUAGAUUUCCAGUGGACAAUAGCGAAGAUGAGAUACUGGAUGAAUGGAAGGAGGUGAUAGCAGGGACUCACCAUAUCUGGGAAGGGGUAGACGAAGUCAGAGGCAGUAUCGUCCGAGGCUUCAUCACACACUUCCACAAGGCCGUAUUGGCCACCUUUUCCAAGCCUUUCCCAUCAUCGGACCCCCUCUGCUCCUCAGCGGCUGAGCCCUUUGACUUGCACGGUCUCUCCAUCGGAAAUGCCUUCCUCUCCUCCUGCGCCCGCACCUUCGACUCUUUGCAAGCAGCCAUCUGGCUCUUCUGCAACGUUGCCAGGAUUGACACAAAGCAAGUACGAGCGAUACCGUGCGUGGAGACUACCGAGACGUCACACAUUGCAGCCCGACUUGAGAAUGGACAGCUGUUACUAGGUCAAUGCGAGAUCUCUCAUCCGGCCAAGAAGCGCGAAGGAGACGCAACACCUGCAGUGCUGGAGCCGAAGAAGGCCACGAACGGUCUGCUGACAGCUGUAGAGAGCCUUUCUCUAUCGGAUCCGAUCACGAAGAUGCUCAGACCAGUGAUAUCGCGGACGAACAGCAAUCUUGUCUUUAGCAAGGCAGCGGGCAAGAAUGCACUACCGAGCAGAAUUCAAAGCAUACACUAUGCCUUUCCCUCCAUUGACGCGGCCGAGGGCCAACUGAGGCCUCAAGCGCUGAGCGCCAAUCCUGCCUACCUCGCAGCACUACAGAAGACAGAGACGCUCAUCUACUCGUGUGGCUCGCUAUACACAUCGAUCGUACCUCUGCUCGUUCUUCAAGGGGUCGGGGUCGCAAUUGCGCACUCGAAGACGAUACGGCGUAAGGUUCUCCUACUAAAUACACAAUUAGAUCGCGAGACUGGAGGGUAUGAUGCUCUGGACUUCAUCAGGGCUAUCACUCAUGCCUGCUCGAGCUCGAGCCCGACCGACCACGAAGACUGUGCUGAGGUGCAGCCUCGACAACUCAUGUCUCACCUCGUCUACCAUCCCAAGGGGCAGGUCGCAGUGGAUGUAGAACAGGUGGAAGAGCUGGGCAUCAGCUGCGUACGGAUACCGGACCGGCCGGGAAAAGUCGCAUUUACCGAAGAAGAUGUGAGAUACGCGCUGCAUGUCAUCAUGAAGGCGCAGUCAGAGGGCUAGAGGCAAGAAUCUCUCCUUGUACUAUAGAACAGACGUCCUUUGAAAUCGUCAAUCGCAUAUCAUCGCAUU